Neurospora tetrasperma FGSC 2508 is the source of this 1833-nucleotide messenger RNA. RefSeq lists its product as uncharacterized. The record is from RefSeq and is a predicted model, not a curated record. The transcript has 5 exons. Lineage: Eukaryota; Fungi; Ascomycota; Sordariomycetes; Sordariales; Sordariaceae. Bases 1 to 1833 code for a protein of 610 amino acids.
AUGGAUUCAUCUAGAGGAACUACUUCCUACAGGGGUCACGAUCGUCACGACUGGAAUCACCAUGUCGAUGAUUCGCCACAGCAUUCGCCCUCUAGUGUCCACAUGCUGGAGGAGAAUGUACCGCUCCAUGAUCAACCGGGACUUACAGAUUCUCGACGUUACCCGGAUUUGGAGAGAACUGGCUCAUCUCUGAGGGGGCUCGGUAACAUCAAUCAUGAUUGUCCUUGGCAGCCAGGACGCUCUAGACGUAUCCUAUAUCUCGGUUACGCUCCUUUGCUCCUGAGUCUGGCUUGUACUCUUUUGGCCAUAUACGUUAUCUUCAACAGCCAGGGCCAGCUGGUUAGCGAAUGGGAUGGUUCAAAUCGCAUGCAGCCUGGUCAGCUCUUGGCUUUCACUUCAACUGCUGCAAAUUCUUUGAUGAUGCUUGCCUACGUUCAGGGAUGGGUGUCCUUUUUCUGGAUACAAGCACUCAAAGGCAACAUGCCUGUGUCCAAUCUUCACUAUAACUGGGAGGCAGCCACGAGUCUUUGGGGAUCCCUCAAAUCCUUGAUGCGAAAAAGGGCUCGCCGCGUCAGUAUUGUAUCGAUCCUCGUGGCCACAACGUCCUUCCUCCGGGGCCCUCUUAUACAAAAAGGCUCCUACAUACAAACCAUUAAUUCAGAGCUCCAGGGUACUAUUGGUCUUCAAGUUCUACCCACUACGGAGGUUUGGGAGUCACAGUCGUUUGAUACUCCCAAGUUCAAGCGAAUGUUCUCAGACGUAAUGAGAGAGUAUCAGGCCAGGACUCCUAUCUACAUUCCCGGGUCAGAUUGCAACAAUUGUUCCUUGAGUGUUAAGGGGUUUGGAUUCAGAUACGUGAACACAGCCAACCAAUCAAACUUACAUAACUUUUUGGAGCGCCCAUCACCCAACAAAUAUGGCACCUACACCGUGGACCGUAUUUUCAAUGUUACAGCCAGUGCCAGCAAUGACAACAAAUAUAUUGAGGUUGAUAUCCUUCGGAAGGCCUCGUAUGAUUGCGUUGCUAACCUAAUCUCCACGACAUAUCAUCUAUAUCCCUCAACUGUUGAGUAUGAGUUGUCCCUUCACGGGCAAAAGGCUACCUUUCGAACAAGCGACUGGCGGAACGACAGUGUUUACAGAGGAGCAACAUCUUUCUUGUACGAACAAAAUUCUAACAACCAAAGCGCAUGCGGUCCAAGUUUCGACGAUCCUACGAAUGAUAUUCUGAACGGUUUUCGAGAGCUGGCCUUGCGCCUGUCCAUCCGCGAGGCGAUUGGGAGACGCGAGGCUGCUGCGGCGGCAGGUAACGUGACAGAAGACAACCCAGCCUUUGUGCAAAAGGUUGACUACACCAGCCAUCAGCUCCGUACCGAGUACGCCGUCAACAAGCCAGCCCUUGCCCUAGCGGUAGUGGUUAGCCUUCUCGGUCCUAUCUCGAUCCUCUCUCUAUUUAAAGGCUGGACAACCCUCGGGAGAGACUUUUCCCUAAGCCCAUUCGAGCUGGCCAACUCGUUCCUCCUCCGGUCGCCGCUGCCCUCGUCGUCACCUCGGUCAAACAGUAGCGGCGACUCUAUUUCCGAAUUGAAGCAAAGACAACAUCAACUGGCUUCACUCCUUGCUAGCUGCAGCAGUAAUGCCUCGGCUGAGAAAGUACUUGAGUCGAUCUGUCAAAGAGCAGAGGCGGCUAGUGACGGAGUGAGUGGCACGACGACCAAGGAGCCAGUGGUGCAGUAUGGAGUGCUUGACGGUACGGGCUUGCUCGGUUUUGCUAUUUCGGAUGUAAAUGGCGUUGUUCAUGCUCGGAAACCGAGAGAGGGAGAGAUUCUAUGA